AUGGCCGAAUCGGUCGAUCUGAAGCCCUUGCGGGAGGCGACAAUCGCAGUUCCAACUCCGAAGAUCUCUGAGAAACGAAAAGCGGAAGAGGCCGACGCCAGCAAGGACUUGAAAAAGGCGAAAUUGGAAACGAAAGCUCUGAAAGCGAAGAGGCCAGGAUUCACAGAUGAACGGUACAACGAGACCAGUUAUUACGUGGAGAACGGUCUCCGGAAAGUGUACCCGUAUUACUUUACCUUCACUACGUUCACGAAGGGAAGAUGGGUGGGCGAGAAGAUCCUCGAAGUGUUCGCCAGAGAAUUUCGGGCACAUCCAGCGGAAGAGUACGAACGUUGCAUCCGCGCCGGUACUUUGACGGUCAACUAUCAGAAAGUGGAUGUCGAUUACAGAUUACGGCACAAUGAUCUGCUGGCCAACGUCGUUCACAGACACGAGGUGCCUGUCACCUCGGAGCCGAUCACGGUGAUACACAUGGACGAGGACGUCGUCGUGGUCAACAAGCCCGCCUCCAUCCCUGUGCACCCGUGCGGACGAUACCGGCACAACACGGUUGUAUUCAUUCUGGCGAAGGAGUACAACCUGAAGAAUCUGAGGACAAUCCACAGGCUGGACCGACUGACCAGCGGUAUUCUCCUUUUCGGUAGAACGCCGAAAAAGGCUAGGCAGAUGGAGCACCAAAUAAGAAACAGACAGGUUCACAAACAGUACGUUUGCCGAGUGGAGGGCGAGUUCCCCGAGGAGGAAGUGGUCUGUUCCGAACCGAUCGAGGUGGUGUCGUACAAGAUCGGAGUGUGCAAAGUCUCCGAGAAGGGAAAGGACUGCGUGACACGUUUUAAGCGUCUCAGUUACAACGGCAAGUCCUCCGUAGUGCUGUGCAAGCCUCAGACAGGGCGAAUGCAUCAAAUCCGUGUCCAUCUUCAAUAUUUGGGCUACCCGGUAGUAAACGAUCCUCUCUACAACCAUGUCGUAUUUGGCCCCGAGAAAGGGAAGGGCGGCAACAUCGGGAAGACCGAUCAGGAGCUGGUUAGAGAUCUGAUUAGCAUUCACAACGCGGAGAAUUGGCUCGGUAUGGACGGGGACUCGGAAAUGAGUCUGUUCAAGCCGAAAUUAGACAUGGAGGAGCGCGUAUCGUUGAGCAACGAUAAGGACGGCUCGUCUCCAUCCUCGACGCCUGGCCUGGGCGAGGAGGAACAGCAACAGCAACAGGAACAGUCGCUGAAGGUGACAGUUGGCACGCAGACUGGCUCGGAGCCGCCGGAUUCUAGUUUCACGAACGACAAGAUGACGGUUGAUCCGCACUGCUACGAGUGCAAAGUGAAGUACAGAGACCCGAAACCAUCCGACUUGGUCAUGUACCUGCACGCGUGGCGUUACUGCGGCCCCGGCUGGGAAUACGAGACCCCGCUUCCAGCCUGGGCAGCCAGCGAUUGGACCGAGGAGGACCGAUAGUUCCGGUCCACCAAGCAUCUAAACGAGCUGUCACACCACUCUUCGUCACCCCUUUUUGAUAUCCUUACCCCGUGCCUUCCAUCCGCCAGCGAGCGAUCUCGACCAUCGUACAUGUACCCAUCCCUGUGAGAACAGAUCGCUGGACUCGCGAACAUAAAUGGGAGACCUCUCGGUUGGCCCUCCGAGAGCGAUUGGAGGCGUCACGCCUCGUCUGCGCUGAUAAUCGAGGCUCUUCCCGCUGGAGGAAUCGCGGAUUCGCGAAUCCGUCGGGAUCGUUUCCAGAAUGAUUCAAAAUGAAUGGCAGGUUCAUCAGUGUAGUAUCCCCGUGUUCUCGAUAACGUUCGUAGAUCAUAAACGAGGAAGAUUGAUCGAUGGCGAGGGUAUGAUCGUUGCAACGUUAACUGGCUUGAGACGGAUCGAAAGUUUGCGUGAGUGUGUCCGCAGGUGUUCCGACGAAUCAUCCGGGGAACAUUUCGCGCCGUCCUCGAUCCCUGACGCGUUCAUCCGUUUUUCUCCGUGGAACGAUUGAUCUAGAUGUGGUGCUGCUCAAGGCAGAAUAUUCUCUUCCCGAUUACCUCUCACGCGAUAAUUUAUCGAUCGUUGAUAUCGGCGAAUUGACACGAAGCGAAUCUACGUUGUAGAUUGCAGAGGAAACGAAGGAAUUGUGUCUUUUGUUAUUUUAAAAUGUUACGUCAAAGAGCUCUGAUUUAGACGCAACAUCGAUUGGAAUACGCGUGGUUCGAUAUAAAUUGAUAAAUGGUUUUAUGGUUGUCCCAUAUGAAAAAGUAUAGAUUCCCCCGUUCAGGAUGCAUGGAUGAAUCGCGUAAAAGAAUCGAGGCAUCAGCCUGGCACGGGGCGACGGAACGAUCCUGACUGGUUCUGUAAACGGGUCGGUCGAACAGUCACUGCCACCGGUGCGUGCACGAGAGAAGAUUGAUGCAACUGUCAACCGCGGAAGCCCGAAUGGAUCGUUAUCGUUCGUGUUCUUGAUUUAUGAUGCAGAUAGGGUCGAGGAAAACCGACAGUCUUUUCUAUGACAGAGACCUCUCCCCGCCUGCCCCCUGCGAUUGGGAAUCUUUUUAUGUCCGAUUUUGAAGAAAAGCGCGCUCAAAAAACCAAGUACUUUUCACGAACGAGCAAAGAGGAUUUUCUCUUCGUUCGCUUUAUUUAAUUUUCAAUUGAUAGAAUAUGCAAGCUCAAACAAUACAUGCUUUUUUUAUAAGAGCGUUUAACGAAAAUAGUUUUCAUUUCAUUUUUUUUCUUUUUUUCUUUUUUUUUUUUUAUGAAACUAACAUCGUACAAAAGUUUUAUCAGUUUUACAAAACAGAUGCUUCCAUUCUAUCAAUCGAAAGUUACAACAAAAGUUUCAAAUGUAUAUUAUGCAAGCUGUAUUAAAGAGUAUCGCUAUAUUCUUAACGCAAAGCGAAUUACUCUCCAUUCCCUCAAUUAGAAUGGCCUUCAGUCACCUUUCUAUAGCCGUGUCAAGCGAUCCUCUGUGUAUUUCUCAAUCAGAUUAUCCAAACGUAGAAAAAAAAACUAUAACAUCACUCUCAGAGGCCCGUAGAUGAUCAAGAUUUAGUUCUGUGACUAAAAAUUUCCACUCUACCUUACUUUCAAUAACUAUCUCCAGAAAUUUCUACAGUCAUCCACCUUUGUCCUUUCACAAACGCUCAUGAUGCAAAGAAGAAUAAAAAGAAAAAAAAAAAAAGAAAAAAAAUAAGAUCGCGACUGAAAGGUUUCUAACCCUUUAAUAGUGUAGCUUGAUAGAUUCGAACUCGUUUAGACGCGAUCUUAAUUUAAAAAAAGUUACUCUUUUGUGUAAAACGAGAAAUUGUCGUCAAUUGAUAUUUAGCAAUUUCAUUGUCAUUAACAUUUCUAUUUCCUACAAAAGAAAGUUGAAGUUAAAGUUUUGUUACGCUGCGAAAAGGGUUAAGAAUGUAUUUAAGGAACGUCAUCGAUCAGCGUCCAUCCUCGAGGGCCGCGCAGGCAAGGAGCUGACGUAGGAAACUGCAAUAGAGACGUGUCUAUUUUUGUGGCUGAUUAUAUAUACGGGAAACUAAAUAAUGGCGUAGGUCCAGCGGCAGAGGUCUCCAACAAUAAGCGUGAUCUUGCCAGGAGGAUAUAGCCAACGAUCAUGCCAAAGACCGCGAGCGCGUGUCCGGCGAGCGAGAGCGAGUAUAUAUCAGAGACCAGAGUGAAAGAUGUAACAUGUAUGCGUGUGUGAAACAGAGUUAGAGAGCUUCUUUCAAGUCAUAUCGUGUACGUGUACCUUGUUCCCGCGCGUCGAACAAGACCGCGUCCAAGUGGCAGGACUUGCAACAAGUACAAUCGAGCGAGUGAAAUAACGAGAUUAACGUCGUACAUUAUUUUGCUACGAGUCACGUUCGUCUCCUCUAGCGGGGCUAUACGUAAGCUUUUAUCGCGUGCUCGGGAUAUCUGGGAGAGGUGAUGAGAAUGGUAAGGAUCUUCCGGAUCUUCUGAUUAUUUGGAAGCAUUAUAUUAUCUGGGCUAAAGAUGAAGUUUGUUUAAUUGUGUGUCAUUUCAUGCACAACUGUACGAUUUACACUCUCUCUCUUAUUCUUUUAGUAGAAUGCGUUACUGUAAGAAUCUUUACUGUUAAGGUAGUAAUUGAGUAUUUAAAUUCAAUUUUUAUAUCAUUUAAGGUUCUGUCUUUGGCUCGUUCAAUGACAUUGAAUUAUUUUAAAGGGAAUUUUGGAGGUCCGAAAUGUGUGAUCUAUACAGAUUCUUUUAUUUUUAUAACCACGUUCUUUUGGAAAAGUUUUCUUGAAUGUUAAGAAGAAUGUGGUUUUCUUCUCCUAGAGGAUAGGAAACAUCUCGCGGGAACAUCUCGGCUUGCGCUAGUAGACGUAGCUAGCUGACAUCGCAAGAAGGGAACAAAAACCAUCUUUUAUACUAAAGCUUUGUAAUAAUCGCGAGCUAUUAAAAUAAUUGAUUGCAGGAGAGAAUGAAACGGAGUGAGGAAUUACGAAAAGGCAGAGAGAAAAGAGAAUUCUCGUUACCUCUCCGGAUUCUCGUAAGCAAGAGGCAAAACAGAGAUCAGUGGACAGAGAUUUUAGAUAGAUAGAGGUAGGAAGGAGAUAACGUAACAACGGACCUAUCAUAAAAGACAGUGUGUGCGCUUACUAACUCACCGGGAUAGCUUGCGAGGAGAAAUGAAGUAUAAAAGAAAAAAAAAAAAAAUACAGCAAGCUGUCCCGAUAUUGUAAUGGCUAGCUUAAUUUUAUUUAAGUAAAAAUGGGGGAAAAAAAAAGAACUAACUCUCGACGAUAUAUCGAAUGAAAGAAAGACGAAAAGCAAAAGAGAAAUAAAAAAAAGAAAAAAAGAAAAAAGAGUGAGGACGAAAGGAAAAACUCCAAAAGACAGUCCCGAUUUAGUGGCACAGAGACAUAAAAGGAGAGAGCGCGAGAGAGAGCGAGUGGGAGAGAGAGAAAGAGAGAGCGAGCGAGAGAGAAAGACAUCGGUCUGUAAAUCGAGCGAGCGCUUUUGUAUGUAUAUACAUAUAUAUAUAUUGUAUAUUGUAUACGCACAUUGUACCGUAAUCCGAGCGACAUUAUUGUCUGUAUCCGUAGUCAGCGGAAACGUUAGAGCUAGAAAAACUUUUUUCUUGUAUAAUGAACGAAUAAAUGUAAAGUAUCGUUCGGUA
Frieseomelitta varia is the source of this 5113-nucleotide messenger RNA. RefSeq names its product RNA pseudouridylate synthase domain-containing protein 2-like. The record is from RefSeq and is a predicted model, not a curated record. Bases 1 to 1449 code for a protein of 482 amino acids. The transcript is spliced from 7 exons. NCBI's taxonomy places the organism in Eukaryota, Metazoa, Arthropoda, Insecta, Hymenoptera, Apidae. Gene Ontology annotation, biological process: pseudouridine synthesis. Gene Ontology annotation, molecular function: pseudouridine synthase activity; RNA binding.